AUGCAAAAUAAAAGCUCUAAACGUAACUCUACACUUGAUAGUUUCGUUAUAUCCAGUAAAGUACCUCGAAAUAAACACACUAUUCUAAAUUUCACUUCGAACACGUCAUCUUCAUCAUCAUCUGCAACUACAAUGAAUACUAUAAUCUUUCCGUGUCAAUCGGAACACAGUUCAACAGAUGUUCUCAGGGCUCAUGCCACCAAUUCAUCUUUAAAUAUUCAAGACCUACCACCAAAAUCUUCAUCAAAUCUGUUUCCUGUUGGUGUGAGUCAAAGCCGUCAAGAUCCUCCUGCACAACCUCAUUUAGCAACCUAUCGAACAGAUUAA
Molecule: messenger RNA, 327 nt
Organism: Rotaria socialis
Lineage: Eukaryota; Metazoa; Rotifera; Eurotatoria; Philodinida; Philodinidae
Source: the annotation of a GenBank genome assembly